CCACGUUUAUUUACUUUAACGUUUAAUACAAAUUAAUAUAUUUAAAAUAAAGCACCACUGUCUAUAACAUUCAUUUAAUAUUUCAUCAGUUUAUUCUCAAAAACAGGAAAAUAACUGUCAACAAGAACAAACACAAGUGUAUAAACGUGCAUUCGUGGCAUUAACAGCUCCAGCUGAUUCUAAUCAAGGGGUGUUGUAUCAUGGGCAAUAGUGAGUGAGUGAGUGUGUACAUCGAAUGUACACUCAAAAUUAGAGUGCAUUGUGGGUAAAAAGAGUGAACGAAUUUAGGGUUUGAAGUAGUUCACUCAGGUUUCGGACAUCACUACAAAAUGGCGGAAACACGAUAUAGUGCACUAUAUAGGAAAUAGGGAGCGGUUUUAGACACAGUUAUUCGCCAAUGAGAGCUGGGGCGGAAGCAAAGUGUGUUUCCACUGUUCCUAGCUGAAAGAAGUGUUGUAACUAGAAAUUACUAUUUUAUCUGCAAACCGCAUAUAUCCAUCCAUCCUUUUGUUACUGGAAGGCAGAAGAGAAGGUGAAAAAAUGAAUACGCUCAAACGAAAAGUGGAAGAAUCUACAAGCGACAACAGGACUUCUAAAAUGGAUGGGAUAAGUUUUGAGUCAUGCCUGGACCAACCCGGAGAUCAAAGUGUUCACGAAGUGAUAAGUUACGAACCAUCCAGAUUGCCAGCAAGGCAUUACGAUCAUGAUACAACCGAGCCUAUCAGCUGCAGUCUAAAGUCGCUCGAUGAGCUGUUGUUAUGGAAACGAAAUGAAGCAAGUCCAUUCAAUGUGGCCACUGUGCCUCUGGCUAGCAGGUAUCCUACACUAGCCAAAUCCCCUAAAAAGACAUUGGUGUCCCAUGAUAUGAUGGGUGGAUACUUGGAAGACAGGUUCAUUCAAGGUGCAGAGGUAGAGAUGCCAUAUGCUUUCUAUCACUGGAAGUAUAUCGACAUCUUCAACUACUUCAGUCAUCAGAUGGUAACCAUUCCUCCUGCGGUUUGGACUAAUGCCGCACACAAGCAUGGAGUGCUGUCUAUCGGCACAUUUAUCACCGAGUGGACCGGUGGAGAAAAGAUAUGUGAAGAGUUUCUAGCAAAUGAGGAGGCUUACCGGAGAGCUGCAGACAAGCUGGUUCAGAUCUCCCACUGCUAUGGCUUUGACGGGUGGCUCAUUAACAUAGAAAAUGUGCUGAGCGAAAUUGCUGUGAAGAACACCGGUCCCUUUCUCCGCUACCUCACAGAUCAGAUGCAUGAGCGUGUUCCCAGCAGUGUGGUCAUCUGGUAUGACAGUGUGCUGAAAAAUGGCUCGCUCAAUUGGCAGAAUGAACUCAAUGAUAACAAUAGAGUGUUUUUUGAUGCAUGUGAUGGAAUAUUCACUAACUACAACUGGACAGAGCAGAGCCUGGAGUGGAUGAAGUCAUACCCUGGCGCUCAGGGCCGCUUGACUGACAUCUAUGUUGGUGUUGAUGUUUUUGCUAGAGGGAAGGUGGUUGGAGGGAAGUUUGAGACUAUAAAGGCUUUGGAGAUGAUUCGCAAUCAUGGAUUUUCAACAGCCAUCUUUGCUCCCGGUUGGGUGUAUGAAUGCCACGAAAAGACAGAUUUCCGCCAAAACCAGGACAAAUUUUGGGGCUUGCUGUCUGAUUACCUUUAUAUCCACCGUCACUCAUCCAGUCUUCCAUUCAUUUCCUCUUUCUGUCAAGGAUUUGGAAAGAGCCUCUACUGGAGAGGACAGGUGGAGAAUGAGAGAAGCUGGUUCAAUCUGAAUGCUCAGGAGAUCCAGCCUCUGUACCUGUCUGAGAGCGUAGGGGAGAAGGGCUGGCUGAAAACCCACGGCUGCUCAAAAGAUGCUUGGAUAGGAGGUAGCUCACUGAUGGUGAAGGGCAUGAUUCCAUCUGGACUUACUGAUGUCUGUGCAAGGAUAUUUUCUCUUCACGUUCCUUUGGCAGCCAGGACAUUUGUCUCUUUUGUCUACAAGCCACAUGUGGAUGUGAAGGUGUCACUGGUGCUCAAAACCAUAGAUGUUCCUCUGUGCACGUUUGAUGGGACAGAUGAAAUACCAUCUAGCAGUGUUUUACCAGAAGCAUUAGCAGAAGACAACCAGCUGGUUAAGCAGUUUAUACAGAAUUGUGGACAAUGGGCUGUAGAUGGCUGGUCCACCCCCUGCUUCCUACUAAAAAUGACAGGCUGCUCCCUACAAGAUGUGUGUAUUCGUGUAUCCCGAGUUGAAGGAGAGAAAGAUGUUCCUUUCAGCUGCAGGAUUGGAGAGAUAAUGCUCAUGGAUGCAGAGAGCCUUCAGAGCCCCCCGGAGUCUGUCCAGGGCGUGUGCAUUAAUGAUGUGGUUUGGCAAACAGGUGCUUUGAGUGGCAACGGACACACACUGAAGCUCCUCUUGAACGCUACUUUACGCUGGCAGUAUCCCACCCACUUGGUGCGCCAUUUCCGGAUACACUGGAGGCGACUCCGCGGUCCGGACCCUCGCAUUCCUGCGGGACCUCUGACUCUGAUAGGCAGGUGUUACUCCAAUCUGUACCGUGUGGUAGAGCAGGAGGUGCCUGCUGCGCCAGGUCUCAUUGAGCUGGUGGUGGAACCUGUGACCAGAGAGGGAUUCAUAGUGCCCGAGCCCCACUGGGGUCGACGCACAAUCAGCUACAGUGAGACUUCUGCACGUGAGGAGAGAGAAUGAUGCUGAUGUCUUAA
Triplophysa rosa is the source of this 2696-nucleotide messenger RNA. RefSeq names its product endo-beta-N-acetylglucosaminidase (gene engase). The coding region runs from base 541 to 2682 and encodes 713 amino acids. Gene Ontology annotation, molecular function: mannosyl-glycoprotein endo-beta-N-acetylglucosaminidase activity. Gene Ontology annotation, biological process: protein deglycosylation. Gene Ontology annotation, cellular component: cytoplasm. The record is from RefSeq and is a predicted model, not a curated record. Lineage: Eukaryota; Metazoa; Chordata; Actinopteri; Cypriniformes; Nemacheilidae. The transcript has 14 exons.